AAUUCAGCUCUUUUGAAAUAAUGAUUAUAGGAGUUUCAAUAAGAGAUUGAUCGCAUUAUGAUAUAAUUACAAGAUUUAUAAUAUUUUAAAGAAAUAUAUCUUUUAAUUAACAAAUCAAGAAUUCUUUGGUGACGUUGAAAUGUUUUAAAUUACCUGCCUGGCUAUUAGUAAAAUAAUCAAUAACAACAGUGAUUCUUAUACAAGAUUCGUGAUUAUACUUUUGUCAAGGACUUUCUAUUAGAAUCUCUAUAACGAUUUUUAAUGAUUUGUGCAAUAAUUUGGGAAGCAUGAAAUGCAUAAGAAGACAAUUAAACGGAAUGUGUUUAGUUCAACUACACAAAAGGUAAAAGCACCACAACAUCUAUUAAGAUUACGAGACGAUGAAGCUUAUGAACAUGAGCUAUGUGGAAUUCCAUUACCAGAUAUACAAAGAAAAGAGUUUUCUAAAAGAAUUACUAGUCCAACAAGUUGGGAUCAAACUAGUAUCUCAACGUCUAUAUCAUGGCCAGAGGAAAUGGAAAAUGUUGCAACCGAGAAAUUACUUCAACAAUGGGAUGCAAUUGAAAAAGUUCUCUAUAAUGAAACUGAUAACUUGUCCAAUAAUGAAAUUUUUGAAGAAUGUACGCAAUGGAAAAUGCAAAUACCGCAUUUGAGAGUUAUUGGAAAAGGAUUGUUUGAUAAAAGUAUUUGUAAAUCUACAGAUUGUAGUGCAGAUAAAAGAGAAGUACAAAAAUCGUUUGAUCAUUAUGAUAGUCCAAAACUAUCUGUCGAACAUUAUCAAGUAAUAAAGGAUAUAAAUGAAUCUUCAAGCAAUUCAAAAAAUAAAAGAUUAAAAGAAGAUAUUUUUAAUAUUAUCUUGGAAUACAUAAAUGCUCAAUUAUUUCCAGUUAAAAAUGAUGAUAUAAACACAUUAGAUAGUACAUUAGAUAAAGUAUUAAAAAUUACUCCUGCACCUAUGUGUAGAAAUAGAACAUUCACAAAAAGUUCUAAAUCUACUAGAUCAGGUGAAAAAAUUUUAUAUCAUGAUCAUUUUGAGGAUGAUUCUUUGGAUCUCAGUAAUACAAAACAACACGAGCAAAAUAUUUUUGACAAAUCAAAGCCUGAAACUAUUAAAAGGAACAAACAUUCCUCUGAAAGAAGAAAAGAACAUUCCAUUUCUGCGAAUAAAGUAAAAGCUUUUCGAAAAAUCGGAAAUGAUGUACAUGCUGAAAAAGAGAGACUGUAUACUGCACAACAAAGCAGAAAUAAACUUGGUACUGUUUUUAACGAAAAAAUUGUUGUUAGUCCUGUGCCUUUUGCUGUAUCUACCAGAGAAAGUUUUUCUACUUUAAAAACUAUACCUAUUAGAUUCAUGGGACAAGCUUUAGAAAUUUCAACUUCUCAAGGAUCUGCUAGAAAUUCUUUUUCUAACAUUAAGCCAUUGUGGAAAUCAAAUAGUAUUAGAAUGCCAGAUACUCAUUCUGCUUGGCAAGCACCUGUAUCUCCAGCUGUGUGGCCGAAAAAUCUUAGACUUGCUCCUAUAGAUACUUCAAGACUCCCCAGCAGUAAAAACAGGUCAUCGUCGUUGGUUGCGUCACCAGCUGUGUUACAGCGCAGUAUAAAACCUUUAAGUCCUAUUUCACGUUCAAUAAUGCCCUCUACUGCAAAAAUUAUACGCGAUAAGAAUAAUGAUAUUCUAGAAAUUCAAGGUAAGCAUAUUACUACAGGACAGGUUCCAAAAUCAGCUUUGUUUACAAGUAAUUGGGAUUACAGUCCUAGAAAUAUUGUAAGUAGGAAAAAGAAAGUUACAGUCAAAAAAGAAAAAUAACAUUUAAUCUACGGUUAAUAGUAUAUAUCGUUAUAAGGUGAAUCGUAAAAUGUGCUUUUGUUAUUUCGAAAUGAUUAAUUCUAUAAAUAUAAUAAGAUUCAUAAGGUAUAUAUAUAUGUUGCUUUGGCAAUAUGUAAGAAGUUUAACUAUGGGACCAGAAAUUAAUUAAAGAAGAUUUAUUAACAUUUUAUUUAUAUAAUUUCACUUUAAAUAAUUAAUUUGGUAUUCACUAUGCAAGCAUAAGAAUAUUUUAUUAUGGUAAUAUAAUAUGCAUAUUAAUGAAGGUAUUAUGUACUUUUAUAAAAAUUAGGAAUUCUUUUUAAUACGAUUUUUUUUUAAUAAUAUCGAAAUCAUUUUAUAAAUUAAUUAUAUUGUAAACGAUGUGCACAUUUGAUUUUGUCUUGAAUACAAUAUAAAAUUUAAUACAGUGUGCAAAAAAGAACUAUUUAUAAUAUUCAAUGUUUUUAACAAUAUAAUAUAAUAUUUUUUUAAUAGUAUAUAUACGAUAUAUAUGUAUUAUAUUUAAUAUAUGUAUAUAUAUAUAUGAUGUAUAUAUAUAUAUAUAUGUAUUUUAAAUACUGUUGUUUAAUAAUUAACUGUAUCGUAACGAUGUCUACCUCACUCGAUGUUUAUUAGUUAUAUAAGUAUGUAAUACACAUGCUUUCGUAAGCAAUCAAAUAUAUUUUUAUAAUUGCACAUUGUUAUACGUGAAAACCUGUUUAUUGUAUAUAGAUGAAGUAAAUCAAUGUACGAAUAUUGCUUAUUUA
Messenger RNA from Vespula pensylvanica (western yellowjacket), 2574 nucleotides. RefSeq lists its product as uncharacterized. NCBI's taxonomy places the organism in Eukaryota, Metazoa, Arthropoda, Insecta, Hymenoptera, Vespidae. The record is from RefSeq and is a predicted model, not a curated record. The transcript has 6 exons. The coding region runs from base 293 to 1807 and encodes 504 amino acids.